UUUCUCUCCCAGUAAUAUAACAUUUUACCUAUAUUUGAAGUUUACCUUGCCUGCCAAAAACAUGUCAAGCUGUCGUAGACCCGAACACAUGGCACCGCCAGAGGUGUUUUAUAACGAAGAAGAGGCCAAAAAGUACUCUCAAAAUUCUCGCAUGAUUGAGAUUCAGAGUCAGAUGUCAGAGAGAGCGGUGGAGUUGCUGAACUUGCCUGAAGACCAGCCCUGUUUUCUUUUGGACGUGGGCUGUGGCUCUGGUUUAAGUGGAGAUUACUUAUCUGAAGAGGGUCAUGUAUGGGUCGGGAUGGACAUCAGCACCGCCAUGUUAGAUGUAGCACUGGAGAGAGAAGUAGAAGGAGACCUUAUACUGGGAGACAUGGGUCAAGGCAUGCCUUUCAGACCUGGAUCAUUUGAUGGUUGCAUCAGUAUCUCAGCGCUGCAGUGGCUCUGUAAUGCCGACAAGAAGUCCCACAGUCCCCCAAAGAGACUCUACACCUUUUUCAGCACACUGUAUUCCUCUUUGGCCAGAGGAGCCCGUGCAGUCUUUCAGAUUUAUCCAGAAAACUCUGAACAGCUGGAGCUGAUCACAGCUCAGGCCAUGAAAGCUGGCUUCACAGGAGGUAUGGUCGUGGAUUACCCGAACAGCAGCAAAGCUAAAAAAUUCUUCCUCUGUCUGUUUGCUGGUGUUUCAGGAGUCCUGCCUAAGGGACUGGGUUCAGAGACUGUUGACAGAGGUGUUUCAAAUCAAGCCCAGUUCACAGGACAAAGGUCCCGUUUUAAAAACAUGAAAGGAAAGUCAGUGAAGAAGAGUAAGGACUGGAUCAUGGAGAAGAAGGAAAGGAGGCGACGGCAGGGCAAGGAUGUGAGGGCAGACACAAAGUACACAGGCCGACAGAGAAGACCCCGUUUCUGAAUACCGCUGCGGUCUCAUGCGUUGCCGUUGGUGGAUUUCCGACAUAGAGGAUGGAGUUGGAAAUUAAGAUGGACUACCUGAAGUGCUUUGUUCAAAAACCAUGACUGUACUCUGAUCACAGGCCUGCUUGUGUCAGUCUGUUGGCAUUUUCCAGACGUUUCAUGACACCGUCCAGGAACAAGUGAUCUCCAUUAUAGACAAACAAUGAACAGAAUAGUAGUUGCCAGCUGGUUAAGGUGAAAAUCCAGUUCACAUUGUUACCUGUGGAAAAACACAGAUAAUUUGUCGUAAUAUCUUGAUUUUGAAAAGGAUGC
Molecule: messenger RNA, 1221 nt
Organism: Chanos chanos (milkfish)
Lineage: Eukaryota; Metazoa; Chordata; Actinopteri; Gonorynchiformes; Chanidae
Gene: bud23
Product: BUD23 rRNA methyltransferase and ribosome maturation factor
Exons: 12
Coding region: 62-907 (281 amino acids)
Biological process (GO): rRNA (guanine-N7)-methylation
Cellular component (GO): nucleolus
Molecular function (GO): rRNA (guanine) methyltransferase activity
Source: RefSeq, a predicted model, not a curated record